This is a messenger RNA of Solanum verrucosum, 1216 nucleotides long. RefSeq lists its product as uncharacterized. NCBI's taxonomy places the organism in Eukaryota, Viridiplantae, Streptophyta, Magnoliopsida, Solanales, Solanaceae. Gene Ontology annotation, cellular component: cytoplasm. The transcript is spliced from 10 exons. Bases 1 to 1038 code for a protein of 345 amino acids. Gene Ontology annotation, biological process: secondary metabolic process. Gene Ontology annotation, molecular function: hydrolase activity; carboxy-lyase activity. The record is from RefSeq and is a predicted model, not a curated record.
AUGGUAGCAGCAGUGAGAAUAAACUCACUAAAGUCAUUGACAUGUACUCCAUUUCUCUCUUCUCUAAAUAGCUUCAAUUGCCCAUGGUCUUUUGUAUCUAUUCCAAGAAAACAUUCAAGAUUAGGACCCUUAUUGAGUCAAAUGGCAGCAGCUGGUGAAGUAGAGCCACAAAUCAUUGACUCACAUUUACAUGUCUGGGCAUCCCCACAAGAGGCUGCAGAAAAGUACCCCUAUUUUCCUGGUCAAGAACCUAGUUUGACUGGUCAUGUCGAUUUCCUGCUUGAGUGUAUGGAAGAAGCAGGUGUGGAUGGAGCCCUUAUUGUUCAGCCCAUUAAUCAUAAGUUUGAUCAUUCUUAUGUUACUAGUGUGCUGAAGAAGUUCCCUUCCAAAUUCGUCGGUUGUUGCCUCGCAAAUCCAGCAGAAGAUAGAAGUGGGAUAAAGCAUCUUGAAGAUCUGGUUUUAAAGGAUGGUUAUCGUGCUGUUCGCUUUAAUCCGUAUCUUUGGCCUUCUGGUGAAAAGAUGACAAAUGAAAUUGGGAAGGCACUAUUCUCAAAGGCUGGAGAGCUUGGAGUGCCAGUCGGUUUCAUGUGUAUGAAGGGUCUGCUUUUGCAUUUGCAAGAAAUUGAGGAGCUGUGCACAGAAUUUCCCUCGACUGUAGUUUUGCUUGAUCAUCUGGCUUUCUGUAAGCCCCCAAAAAAUGAUGACGAAAGACGAGGUUUCUCAGAGCUGUUAAAGCUUUCAAGAUUCCCACAGGUAUAUGUAAAGUUCAGUGCUUUGUUCAGAGUGUCGAGAAAUCCUUAUCCAUAUGAGGACUUGUCUCAAGUUCUUCCCCAACUAGUCUCCAGUUAUGGUGCACAUCGUAUCAUGUGGGGAAGUGAUUUCCCCUACGUUGUUGCCGAAUGUGGGUAUAAAGAAGCAAGAGAAGCAGUUUCUUAUCUUGCUAAGCAAGGACAUUUACCUUCUUCUGCCACGGAGUGGAUCAUGGGUAAAACAAUUAUGCAGCUCUUUGACGGAAAAUGGAGUUCUGUAGCUAAUUGAACAUGAAACUUGACAACUAGCAAUAACAGGUUAGAUGAUAUUUCAAACAUGUCAUUGAACCCUUAAUUGUACUUGAGCAUAUCCAAAGCUUUACCUACGUGUUCACGGGAAUCUAGUAACUUUUGCUCAUACACUGUAUUGAAAAAUUCAUGCAAGCCAUCCCGUGCUUGAACCUGUU